UAUUCCAGUGAACAAACACUUGCAGGAGGUUAAAUAAGAGCAGUUUACUGUGUGGAAAUGCGGAACUGUUGGCUGUUAGCUCGCCUCAUAUGAGUUAACUGGACUCUCUAGGUUACUGUAGCUUAGCAACAUGGCUAGCUAGCUAGCUGACGCAGGCAGGUUACAGAGUAACAGUUCAGGCUUGUGUAAUCUAGCUAACAAAUAAACCUUUGGAUCUGAGAUCUGAAUGCGAUUUAUAGGCUUCAUUACUGACCAGUAGCUGGUUGUUUCAUUAUCAUAACAUAACAUUGGAGUCUGUAAAGCACUUCUAACUUGAACACUCUAACUUGACUAGUAAAUGAGUGAUUUAAACCAGCUGUUUAGUUCUGACAUUGAUUUAUCUGCACAGGUGAUCUUCAGACGAAGGCUGGCAUGGUGAAGCCAUCCUCCCUGGUGAAGCCGGUGUCUUUGACUAAGAUACCUGGUCGUUAUCUGGCUCAUCAGGAGUCUCUCCCAAAGCUGCCAGUGCCUCCUCUGAAACAGACAUGUGACCGCUACCUGGCCGCGCUGGAGCCCAUAGUGGAUGCUGAGGAGCUGAAACACACAUGCAGGCUGUUGGAGGAGUUUCAGCUGCCCGGUGGAGUGGGAGAAAGACUGCAGAACACCCUGGAGAGGAGGGCAAGCAAGCUGGAAAACUGGCUCUCUGACUGGUGGUUAAAGACAGCAUAUCUGGACUACCGGAUGCCUGUGGUUGUCCACUCGAGUCCUGGAGUCGUCCUUCCUCGCUUACAAUUUAGUGACCGUCGAGGUCAAAUGAGAUAUGCGGCUAAACUGAUUGCAGGAGUUUUGGAUUUCAAGACUAUGAUUGACAAUGAAACGUUACCGGUGGAGUAUCUUGGUGGGAAGCCGCUGUGUAUGAAUCAGUAUUAUCAGGUUCUGUCCUCCUGCCGCAUACCCGGGACCAACAGCGACUCGGUGGUCAAUCACGCUUUGAGCAAGAGACCUCCUACUCACAUCACCGUGGUGCACAACUUCCAGUUCUUUGUGCUGGAUGUGUACAACAGUGAUGGCACACUGCUGACGGUAGAUCAGCUCUAUAUUCAGCUGGAGAAAAUCUGUAACUCUUCCCUGCAGAGCAACAAGGAGCCGAUCGGCAUCCUCACCUCCAAUCACCGUAACAGCUGGGGCAAAGCCUACGCCAACCUCAUUAAAGACAGAACGAAUAAGGAGUCAGUGCAGGCUAUUCAGAAGAGCAUCUUUACCGUGUGUCUGGACGCUCCAAUGCCCCGGGUCUCAGACGAGAUGUACCGCACUCGAGCAGCUGUGCAGAUGCUGCAUGGAGGAGGCAGCCGGUGGAACAGUGGAAACCGCUGGUUCGAUAAAACACUUCAGUUUAUCAUUGGUGAAGAUGGGACAUGCGGUAUCAUCUAUGAACACGCCCCUGCAGAAGGUCCUCCAAUCGUGGCCCUGAUUGAUCACGUGGUGGAGUACACAAACAAGUCCGAGAUGAUUCGUACACCCAUGGUUCCUCUGCCCAUGCCUCAGAAACUGCACUUCAACAUCACCCCAGAGAUUAAAAGCGACAUCGAGGAGGCCAAGCAGAACAUGAAUAUAAUGGUUCAGGACUUGGAUGUGAGAGUCAUUGUGUUCUCCCACUUUGGUAAAAAUGUUCCAAAGUCUUAUAGGAUGAGUCCUGACGCAUUCAUUCAGGUGGCUCUACAGCUGGCUUAUUACAGGCUGUACAAGCGUUGCUGUGCCACGUACGAGAGUGCCUCUCUGCGCAUGUUCAAACUGGGCCGAACAGACACCAUACGCUCAGCAUCCAUCAACUCUGCCAACUUUGUCCGAGCCAUGGACGACCCUGUCAAGCAGAGCCCAGAGAAGGUGACUCUGCUGGAGAAGGCAGUGAAGGCACACAGAGCGUACACAGACAUGGCAAUCCGUGGGCAAGCCAUCGACAGGCAUUUGCUUGGCCUGAAGCUGCAGGCUGUUGAAGACUUGUCAGCCCUGCCAGAAAUCUUCACGGACACGUCUUAUGCCAAAGCCAACCACUACAACCUUUCCACCAGCCAGGUCCCAGCUAAGACCGACUGCGUGAUGUGUUUCGGCCCAGUGGUUCCUGAUGGCUACGGCGUCUGCUACAACCCCAUGGAGAAACACAUUAACUUUGCAGUCUCUGCUUUUAACAGCUGUGCAGACACCAGCGCCACACGACUGGCCCACGCUCUGGAGGACGCUCUGCUGGACAUGAAGAGCCUGCUGGAUCAGACACUCAAAUCCAAGCUGUGAGGACAGAGACGCUCACUACAGACUCUGUGGCCAUUACGCUGAAGUACAUGAGAGGACGUUAAGUCCAAGAUGAAAAUUUGAUCCUUUAAUGGAGCAUGUGUCAAUCACUUUGCACAGAGCCAUUGUUUGGAAUGAUAUGAAUUUUUAUAUUCUUGUACAGACCUGGUUAAUGAAGUAAGUGUUUCAAAGAGCUGCCACUUUACUGGUUGUUUUUUCAGCAGUAGGCAGAAAAUUACCUACAAAAUUACUUACUGUUAAGAGACUUGUGGCAUUUCUACAUUUCAUCUUCCAUGUAGCAGAGCUUAUGUCCGUUAAAAAUGGCGCAUUUCAUUUUUUUAUUGAUCUUAAAUCAUGAAAACUGAGAAUAAGUGAUAAGUCAGUGAAGUGGGACUUAUUAUGUGAUCAGUUGCCACUAUGCCAGUUGUGUGUGUGUGAGAGAUAUUGUGAUUUAAAAUUUAAUUUGGUGAAUCAGAUAAUUGCUGUAUACUUUAAAUACUGAGGCAGAAAUAUUAGUUUUUCACUUAUUUGCACAGUGAUUUGUACAGGACUCUACUGUAAAUUAUUUAACAUUCGUGUUAUAAUGAGUACCAUGUGCUGCAGAUUGUAAACGCUAUACUACUGCAUGGCCUCUCCUUUUUUUUUGACUUUUUUUUUUUUUUGUGUCGUGAUUAAGGUGCCUUGUAACUACAAGUGGCAAAAUAAUUUCUACUCUAAAAGAAAACAGUUCAUAUCUGAUGUUCAUUCAGAAAGUUCAACAAUAAAAGAGAUUGACUAAAAGUCAGUGUCUGGUAGUAAGUGGCUCUAUCUCUAAAUAGGGCUUGGUUAUAUAACAAUAUGAUAACAGUAUUAUGAGUUACACCACAGUAUACUUUCCAACUGUAUAUCACCAAUAAUUUGACAAAAAUUUCACAAUACUCACUUGAUACAGUAAUAAGUGCCUGAUUUUUUUUAAAUGUUUAAUUCAUUGCCUCUUGUAACUUGUUAAACUAUUUACACUUUUGUAAACAUUUUUAGAAAGAAUACAUUUUACCUUUCAGUUUUUCAUGUGGCACUACAGUUUUGCUUAUUGUGAUACAUGUCGUGAAUGUGAAACUGCCUUCCACUAUCAUGACAUUAUCUUUCUGACAUUUCAUCUACUUUUACUAACAGUGCAGCUACAGUCAGGUUGCCUGUGGUUACAUAAUUAAAUAAAAGAAAUAAAGAAAAUCCGUGUUUCAUGGGAAA
This is a messenger RNA of Pangasianodon hypophthalmus (striped catfish), 3492 nucleotides long. RefSeq names its product carnitine O-acetyltransferase a (gene crata). Lineage: Eukaryota; Metazoa; Chordata; Actinopteri; Siluriformes; Pangasiidae. Gene Ontology annotation, molecular function: carnitine O-acetyltransferase activity. Gene Ontology annotation, biological process: carnitine metabolic process, CoA-linked. The record is from RefSeq and is a predicted model, not a curated record. Gene Ontology annotation, cellular component: peroxisome. The transcript is spliced from 14 exons. The coding region runs from base 412 to 2268 and encodes 618 amino acids.